UAUUCCAGCCAGUGUGAAGAGAAUGUGCGCGCCGACCGCACGCUCGCCGCGACCGUGUUUUAAAUACCGAACUCGAUAACGGAACACCAUCUUUUAAAAAUCGAAUCUCCGUUCUAAAAUUAAUUUCAAAAUUUUUGUGUUACUUCCAAAGUGAUGUGCCUUGUACUUAUUUAAAAAAAAAAGUAACUUAUCUGUGAUAUAAAAUACUUUAAUUUAAAAAAAAUAUUGUAGAGAAGUACUUAUAAAUUUAUUUUUAAGUGUAUAAUAUUAAAUUAAUUCUCCGAGUACUUAUAAAUUUAAAAGAAUAUCUCGUAAAUCGAAUCACAAAAAAGAAAAAUAUAAAAGUGUAAACAAUCUACAUAUAAAAAAUUAUCUACAAAUUAAUUUAACUUUUAACCAAGUGUAAACAAAAUCAAGUGUGUUGUUAAACCAGUGGAACUUUCGUGAAGUAUAAGAGAAAUCGUAAAUCCCUUAAAACAAAUCAUGCGCCACUGAGAGACAGACUCGCGCGCAAUACCGGAAGCGGCGCGGCUGCGUGUGCGCAUCAUGUUCGGUGUACUUCCGGUGCGAUGGGUCGCGCGCCUCAAACAUGGAGGUGUCGCCAACCAAUUCGUUAUGGCUACUAUGGUCACAAUCCCAGCUUUAAAUUUCGGCAUGCUGAUGGGCUGGCAGUCUCCGAUGACGCCAAUCCUGCAGUCACCGACAGGACCUGCUCCGGAGCCAAUCAGCGACGAGACCAUAUCGUGGAUGGCAGCUAUUACCUUCAUGCCCCCCAUCUUCUGUGGCUUCAUGGUCGGAGACCUCGCUGACCGAUGGGGAAGGAAGAUCACUACUCUUUUGACGGCGUUGAUGCUUGUGUUAAGUUGGACCAUCACCCUGUUCUCCCUCCGUCCGUGGGCCCUCAUCAGCUCGCGAGCAGUGGCCGGGCUGGCGUGUGCAGGCUGCUACGUCGUCAUACCGUUGUAUUUAAAGGAGAUAGCAUCAGACAACAUCCGAGGGGCUCUAGGCUCCCUAUUCAUCCUAUCACAGAACCUCGGCUACCUGGUGGUCUACGUGGCGGGAGAUCUCCUGUCCUUCGACACAGUAUUAUGGCUCUGCACCGCAGUACCAGCUAUCUUCCUCGUCGCCUUCAUCGCUAUGCCUGAAACUCCUGUGUUCCUGGUUAAACAGGGGAAGAUUAAGGAGGCUCGUGCAGCACUCGCUUGGCUUCGAAACACCACGACCGACGAUAAGGACCUGGAGGAAGCGAUACAGCAGCUGGAGAGAGAGGAGGAAUAUGCCAGGAGUAUGAAGAAAGCCACCUGGAAGAGUAUAGUGAAAGACAAGACGACAUUCAAGGCGUUUCGUAUAUCCCUGAACGUGAUGCUGUCCCAAGAGACCUGUGGUUACCUGGUGGUGCUGAUGUAUGCUGGCUCCAUCUUCGAGCAGGCUUCAGAGUCCAUCAGCCUGAAGUUGAGCCCCAAUAAGCAGACUAUCGUUGUGGGGGUCAUCCAGUUGCUGGGUAGCAUUGUGGCCAGCUGUAUUGUGGAACAGACUGGACGAAAGUGGCUUCUAGCAGGCACCUCCCUAGCAACAGGGCUAUCAAUGCUGGCAUUAGGAACCUGGUUCUACAUCACCUCCUUGAACAUCUGGCUGCCGGGCUGGCUGCCGGUCCUUGCCAUGUGUCUCUGCAUCUUCGCUGAUGCUGCAGGGUACCAACCAGUGCCCUAUGUCAUUACUUCUGAGCUGUUCACUUUCCAGCACCGAGGCAUGGUAACCUCCUUCGUCAGCUCCGUGGAUGCCCUCAGCGACUUUCUCCAAACAAAGGCCUAUGACCCACUCUUGAAACUCCUGGGCAUCCACUGGGUAUUCAUCAUGUUCUCCAUAGUCUGCUUCCUAGGAACCUUCUACACAGUCAUGUGGGUCCCAGAAACUAAAGACAAGACUGUAGAAGAAAUAUACGCGAUCUUAGAAGACAGCAGAAAGAAAGAGAAGAGGAAAGGGAUGAAAGAUUUAAGGAAAGAGAUGCAAGAUCUGGAGUGUGGGAAGGAGAUGAGUAGAUUAUAAGUAUUUAUUGGGAGUUGUCGAAUUGAUGGGUUUUUGUGGUGUUGAUAGGAUGGCGAAUUUUAAUGUUUUUUUUUUGUGAUUUAAAAUAUCAUUUUUGUGUUUUUCUUUUGUUUAUGAGAAUUUAUUAUAUUCUCGGGUUUGUUUCGCUGAUGAGAGACAAAUGAUUGGAAACAAAUGUAGGUAAUGACAUCUUUGUAAUUUUAAUUAACACCUAAUCUGGAUAAUGAUCGCAUAUCUCAUUUUUUUUUUUGUUUUUUGAAUGCUUUUUAAACUAUGUCUUCCUGUCUUAAUUUAAUUUCAGUUUAUAAUACAUUUGGUGCAAUGUCUAAUUUUAAUAUAUCAUUACAAAUUGCACUUGCUAUGUAUAACGUAUGUAUAUUGUAUACCUAUAAACAUUUUGUUUUUUUAUUGUCUAAAAUAACUAUUGUUAAAUGUAAACUUAUUACGUAAACACUUAAGAAUUGUAUAAUACAGUUUUAUUACUUUGGUAAACAAAAAAACAACAUAAUAAAAAAUAGAAUCUUACAUUAAAUCUAAAAAUAAAAAUUAUAAAUCUAAGUAAAUGUCGCUGUACUAAACAUCGAAGGGCUCAAAACCCAUCAAUUCGACAAUCGUCUUUAAAACAAUGUACAAAAGAUUCAUUUUAUUUUGAACCAAGCCACGAUAAAAACAGUGAAUUUUUCUGUACAUAAUGGUGAUUCUCAAACAACCAAUUUUCCUGCCCAUAAACUUUGGACCCUAUUAUUGUAAAGUGAGGGUGCAUUUUCGUGUGUGCAGGAAGAUAGUGAUAUGUGCCUCCCGACUACCGAUUGUGAUAUUAUGACGAAUUAAUAACGUUUAGUAAUUUGGUAUUAUUAGCAAUAAGAUGUCUAUAUGACGUUAAAAGACAAUAAUAAUUUAUAUGAAAUCUCA
Spodoptera frugiperda (fall armyworm) is the source of this 2958-nucleotide messenger RNA. Its product is annotated as solute carrier family 2, facilitated glucose transporter member 8-like. Bases 547 to 2046 code for a protein of 499 amino acids. The record is from RefSeq and is a predicted model, not a curated record. Gene Ontology annotation, molecular function: transmembrane transporter activity. Gene Ontology annotation, biological process: transmembrane transport. NCBI's taxonomy places the organism in Eukaryota, Metazoa, Arthropoda, Insecta, Lepidoptera, Noctuidae. Gene Ontology annotation, cellular component: membrane. The transcript has 9 exons.